UUCCUGUCCUAUCAAUGUGCGGGGCCACGACCAACGUCAGCCGGACCGACUCCGUGCGUCUGCCAGUCCCGCCACGGAUUCAUCUGGGAUCCUCACACACCCAAGCCCACGGAGACGAGGGAUCAAGGCGGCCCGAUUAGCGCCAAUUGCUUGCUGCGGAACAGCUCGCCCCUUCCAGGUCUGGCGGGUGUGGAGGGAGGGGAGAGGCGAGCCGCGCACGCCGCUGCGGGAAGACACCGAAGCAAGAGCGACACCCCCUCCCGCCCCCCACCCUGCAGCGCAGGCUUUGAACGCCGCUUCCCCCAUCUGAAUGGAAACUCGGAGCCGCCCGGCGGCGCGUUCCUCCUCGCUCAGCCUGUCAAUCCAUGCCCAGAGGAAGGCGGUGCAAGCCCGCGCCAGCAGCGUCCAGCUCCCGGGACAGGGCCGGCAAUGCUGCUGAGCAGAACUUGAUCGCGCCUCUCCGUCGCUGCUAGCGGAAGCGAUGCUGUACCGCACAGGCAACGCUUCCCCGGCUCUCCUUCAAGCUGAAGGUUACCCACCCGCGCAGCCAGCCGCAACCUUGUGAGCCGCGCGCGCCUCAGGUCCGGGCUCCGGCUGCUCCGCGGCGGCGUGCAGGGGCAACCACCGGGCCGCCCGCGCCGGGGCGCACUGCACCAGCGGCUUCGGCUUCGUGGAUGUGUAUGCAUGAGUUCUGCACCGAAUGGGCGCAAAAAGCGCCCCAGCCGGUCCACCCGCUCCUCGAUCUUCCAGAUCAGCAAGCCUCCGCUGCAGAGCGGAGAUUGGGAGCGCAGGGGCAGUGGCUCCGAAAGCGCCCACAAAACCCAACGAGCCCUGGACGACUGCAAGAUGCUUGUCCAAGAGUUCAACACGCAAGUGGCCCUGUACCGAGAGUUGGUCAUUUCUAUUGGGGACGUCUCAGUCAGCUGCCCCUCUCUGCGAGCGGAAAUGCACAAGACAAGGACCAAAGGCUGUGAAAUGGCCCGACAGGCGCACCAAAAGCUGGCUGCCAUCUCAGGCCCGGAAGAUGGUGAGAUCCAUCCCGAAAUCUGCCGGCUUUACAUCCAGCUGCAGUGUUGCCUGGAGAUGUACACAACGGAGAUGCUGAAGUCCAUCUGUCUGCUGGGGUCUCUUCAGUUCCAUCGAAAAGGAAAAGAAGCUAGUGGGGGAGCGAAGAGUCUGGACAGUAAAAUUGAAGAGAAUGCUGAAACGCCUGCCCUGGAGGACUCCUUGUCAUCCCCUCUAGACAGCCAGCAGCAGUCCUGGCAGGUGGCCACAGAUAUUGAAAACACUGAAAGAGACAUGCGAGAAAUGAAAAACCUUCUUAGCAAACUCAGGGAAACGAUGCCUUUACCGCUGAAAAAUCAAGAUGACAGCAGCCUUCUGAAUCUAACUCCCUACCCCAUGGUCAGAAGACGGAAGAGAAGGUUCUUCGGGUUAUGUUGUCUUGUCUCCAGCUAGGUGGGUCUUCUGGAAACUCACCGCCAAGAUCACCUGAAAAACACCACAGAACCGGAAGACCUCCACACCGCAGAACACUGAGAAUGGUUUUGACCACGUUUUCUAGGCUUCCUUAUUACUUUUAUCUGCCUCUCCCCGCCCUUUUAAAUGAUUUCACACUUGAAAGCAGCUGCCAUCAAGGAGAGAAAAAAAAAAAAAAAAAAAAGAACAGAUUCAAAGAGGCGCAGCCUGUUUUUAAAGGGAUUUUUAAAAAGUUGACAUUGUGCAUGUCUGCUCUGAACCAUGCCAUGACAGAUGCAAGAAUUAUGAUUUUUAAAUUAUUUAAAGGUUUUUUAAAUGUAUUAUACAGAAAAAAUAUUUCGCAUAUAAUAGUAUAUCUGUAACUCUUGCUGAUAUCAUGUUAACAAUUUAUCAGAUAUAAAAGAUGUCUCUAAACAUAGAAAUCUAUUUAAAACAGCAGAACUGUUCAAGAAUCCAAUCUAUGAGUAUCAUUAGGAAUAUUAUAACCAAACACACACCACCUCAUGUGUAGCUUUCUCUUCACUCAUUUACAUUUAGUCUUCCAUUCUGUCAGAAUCUCUAAGUGUCAACGUAAAAAAAAAAUCUUAAUUUAUAAUGCAACAGAAUCAUAUAUGAAAAAUACAUUUUGUAAAUACACAGUAAUCCUACUAUCUUCGAACAAUGCAUAUGGGCAACUAACUUUCUUUUAAUCCAAUGGUGUCUUUUUAAGCUUCUUGAAAAAAAGAAAUGAAGUUAUCCAGUUAAGAAAUGGUGUAGUAACCUAUACAAUUACCCUCAGAUGUAAAAUUGAAUAUUAUCACAUUUUGUUUGGAUUGAAACCUGAAGCAUGGGUCCGCACAUCAGCAUAGUGUUAAAUCUUAUAGGGCAUGCUGGAAUUAGCUCAGAUCAUAAAACUAUUUAACAUUUUACAUUAUGAAUGAAAAAAAAGAUGUUUUAGUUAAGCUUAGCUUGUCUCAUUUUAGAUGACUAUGCAGAUAUGACUUUUCCAACGUGCA
Rattus rattus (black rat) is the source of this 2474-nucleotide messenger RNA. It is a transcript of the gene Rgs7bp, whose product is annotated as regulator of G protein signaling 7 binding protein. Gene Ontology annotation, cellular component: postsynapse; nucleus; neuron projection. The record is from RefSeq and is a predicted model, not a curated record. The coding region runs from base 685 to 1458 and encodes 257 amino acids. Gene Ontology annotation, biological process: G protein-coupled receptor signaling pathway. The transcript is spliced from 6 exons. NCBI's taxonomy places the organism in Eukaryota, Metazoa, Chordata, Mammalia, Rodentia, Muridae.